CACCCCGCAAAAAGUGCAAACAAUCCUCCCCCUCUCUAGCAGCAGUGGUAGCUUCGCUUCCAUGGCCACAAACACCUCCUCCCCCUCCUCCUCCGCGACCAGCCCCAAUCCGUGAUGGCCUGACGCCGAUCGAGGAGGGGAAGCGGCUUUGGUGGGGAUCAUCCUCGGGCGGCGUUUGUUUGAGGGCGGGAGAUGGCGACGAGGGGAGGAGGUGGCAGAGGCGGGAAGGAGGCGGGGGAGGAGGGGAAGGCGGUGAUGGGCCCGCUGUUCCCGCGGCUCCACGUCAACGACGCCGCCAAGGGCGGCGGUCCGCGGGCGCCGCCCAGGAACAAGAUGGCGCUCUAUGAGCAGUUCACCGUCCCGUCGCACCGCUUCGGCGGCGGCAGCUUGGCGCGCUCGACGUCGGCGGCGAGCCAGAGCCAGGGCUAUGGAUGUGACAGGCCUCUGUUUGAGCCAUUCAAUGUGCCUUCCAAUGGACCUGGCCAUUCUGCUGAAAAGAUGAAUUCACAUCCUAUAGACAGGCAAAAUAAUGGCUCAAGGAAGGACUUAGGGAUGUUAUCCUCUCAGCCUAAGGGCAUGAAUAAAUAUGGUUCAGGAUCAAGGGCAGAGUGUGUCUCGCAGCAAGUGGUGGAAAAUAGAAUAAAUGAUUCUUCAAGAAAGAAACUGGCCGAUGAUGAUGAAUUUGUUGUUCCUUCUGUUUUCAGUGCCAAAUUUCCUCAAUAUUCUACCAAAGAGCAUGUUCAAGAGGAACAAACACCCCUUGUUUCUGCCAGUACGCAUAAAAGCCCUCCAGCAGUGUCUAAAUCACCGACGAAGUGUUAUAACACUGUUAGCAAAAACUUGGAGAGAAUCAAUGUUUCUGACGUGAAAUCAAGGAGCUCUCCAAAAGACAACGAGACAGAUACAGUACAAACAUCGAAAAAUGUGGAAGUUAAAAUUUUUUCAUCAUUUCAGAUAUCCAAAGAUUUGUUUGAAAGCAGGCAUCCUAAAGUAUGCCCUAAGAGGGAUAAGACAGGCAGUAUAAAUGAUUUGGAUGAGCCACAUUUGGAGAACACUGGAAAUCAUGCAACAAGUAGAAAUGGAACUUCCACAAAAUUUCAGAACUCUUCAGUGAGAAGAAAUGCAAUAUCCUCUAAACCAUUUCCUGAUAUUGAAAAUACCAAUGGGCAUUUUAAUUUACCUCAAGAAGGAUUAAGGGAAAUUGGUUCAAAGAGAAGGUUGGUAGCACGGGAUAAUACAGAGAAAAAUGAUGAUUUGUCAGAUUCCUCAGUGGAGUGUAUAACUGCUUGGGAGAUUUCUCCAGAUGAAAUUGUUGGUGCCAUUGGUGCAAAACAUUUUUGGAAAGCAAGACGUGCUAUCAUUAAUCAACAGAGGGUUUUUGCUGCCCAAGUUUUUGAGCUGCAUAAGUUGGUAAAAGUGCAGAAGUUGAUUGCAGCAUUGCCACAUGUACUUAUUGAAGGUGAUCCUUGCCUUGGCGAUGCCUUGUUGAUUAGCAAGAAAAAGCUGGCAGAAGAAAACUUGAAAACUCAACCUUCGUUAGUUGCAACCAAUGAUGAUGUGCAACCAAGUCUACAGCAACCAGAAUUAUCGAAAGAAAAUUCUAAAGAGAACCCACCCUCGCCUCAUGAUACUGCACCUGGCAGUGGUCAUCAUGAUCAAACGGCAAAAAGUGGUGCGUCUAAAAGCAAUCUUCGAGCUACAUCUGUUGCUUCUGAUGACAGACAGAAUGACUGGGGUGUUCAACUUCAACCACCACAGAAUCAGUGGCUUAUCCCUGUCAUGUCUCCUUCUGAAGGGCUUGUCUAUAAGCCUUAUUCUGGUCCAUGUCCUCCAGCUGGAAGCAUAUUGGCCCCAUUUUAUACCAAUUGUACACCUAUGAGGCUCCCAUCGACUGCUGGAGAUUUCAUGAAUUCAGCAUAUGGUGUUCCUGUACCUCAUCAGCCACAAUUUAUGGGUGUUCCUGGCACUCCUACCAUGCCUAUGAAUUACUUCCCGCCUUUCAGCGUACCUGUGAUGAACCCAGUUGCACUAGCACCUGCAGUGGAACAAGGUAGGCAUCCUUCCAUGCCACAGCCUUAUGGGAACUUCGAGCAACACUCGCGGAUGUCAUGUAACAUGUCACACCCAAGUGGCAUUUGGAGAUUUCAUGCCUCAAGAGAUAGUGAGGCGCAAGCCAGCAGCGCUAGCAGUCCUUUUGACAGGCUCCAAUGUGGUGGAAGUGGUCCCGUGUCUUCCUUCCCUACAGCAUCAGCUCAGAACGCACAGCCUCAGCUCUCAUCUGGCAGCCGGGACAACCAGACCAAUGUUAUUAAGGUUGUUCCGCAUGAUAAUUCACAGACAGCUUCAGAGUCAGCUGCACGGAUUUUCCGAUCAAUACAGAUGGAAAGGCAACGAGACGACUCGUAGCUGUGAACUGGCAACUAAGAUGCUGGAUGGGAUUUGACCUCUUUGUAAAUGUAGAGAAGAGUUUUGCCAGAUUAUGGUAAGCCCUAUUUUUGUCUUGACCAUUUAUUAGAAGUUGAUGUUAGAUUGGAUCAUAUGAUCUUCUGUUUACUGUACAUACUUGUACUCCCCAAUCACAAAUUGACUUUAUUUUGAACAUCGUUAUGGUCUCUCAAAUACAACUUCAAUCACUAAUAUACAAUGUAAAAUGCUUAUA
Molecule: messenger RNA, 2659 nt
Organism: Oryza brachyantha (malo sina)
Lineage: Eukaryota; Viridiplantae; Streptophyta; Magnoliopsida; Poales; Poaceae
Product: ELF3-like protein 2
Exons: 4
Coding region: 193-2406 (737 amino acids)
Biological process (GO): regulation of photoperiodism, flowering
Source: RefSeq, a predicted model, not a curated record